This is a messenger RNA of Hypoxylon trugodes, 912 nucleotides long. RefSeq lists its product as uncharacterized. The coding region runs from base 1 to 912 and encodes 303 amino acids. The record is from RefSeq and is a predicted model, not a curated record. The transcript is spliced from 2 exons. NCBI's taxonomy places the organism in Eukaryota, Fungi, Ascomycota, Sordariomycetes, Xylariales, Hypoxylaceae.
AUGCGCAGCCAAUUCACAACUACGAGCGCGCUUUUUGUCUUCGAUCUCCUCGCGGGGGUCACGGCUCUCCCAGGAUGGCCGGGAGGCGGGACGUUGGUUAAUGGUAACGCCGUACAAUUCGACCGGGAAACAUGGGAACGGAAUCUUGCACAACCAAAUGCAACCGGAACUUUCUCGGUGAUUGGAUAUGACAUAUCCCAGAAGUGGCCGAGUUCACAGGUCGAUGGUUGGACAUUGUCCGUGAACGUCAGCAGCGAUGUACCUGAUUCUCAGACGCUCAAUCCAAACAACGCCACCGGUAAGACGUUCACUGGUACCAGCAUCUUCCUCAAGGCUCCGGAUAGCAUUCAAUCAGCUUUCACAAACCAAUCGGCCUUAGAUGAAACCACUUGGAAGAUAUGUGUAGCAGUGAUCCCCAAUGCUCCACAGGAGGAUUCGUCGACUAAGGAUAACGGAACGUGCGGAUACCUUUCGUCGCAAUGCAUCACGGACUUACAGCAGGCUUAUGCGAAGAAGUUCCCCGGGAGCGAGGAUUGCUAUGGAACUCCGCCAUCAACACCAUCGAGUUGUGGAAGUUCGGUCAACACCGCUAAUUUCCAAGUGCAACAACUUCCUCUUAACUCCGUCAAUGGAACGGAAGUAUAUGUCACAGCUUCGGACAGUCAUGAUGCUGGGGACCAAACGGCUUGGAAUAACGCCAUCAAGCAAGCCUGGCCAGUGUUGACGCUUUGGGGAUACAACACGCGCGCUAAAGCCCCAGAUGGCACUUUGCCACAAGUUCAGCUCUCGUGUAUUCGGGCAGAUAAUGUUGCCGCCGGGAGUGAAAAACCCUCUUCAGGAUCUAGGUAUUACGGUUCGGCAAUGUUUGCUAUUGGUGUCACUAGUUUCGUCGCAUUAUAUGGUUCAUUUUAA